AUCGCAGCUGCUGUUUUGAUCAGCACUUCAAAGCAAAUCCUACGAAAGUUCCUGUCAUUUUUUUCUCCUGGUUCUCCUCUUCCAGCGUUACCCGGAUGUUUCCGUGUUCGUGCUGCCUUACCGGCUGUUUCAGAACCGGAACCGGAGAAGCUGCUACAGACAAACCCAUCCGAGCUUCCAUAGAGCUGCAGUCUGGAGAAGCAGGAGCUGCUGAAGGUGAGGAUCUGAUACAGGAGGCCGGAAUGACUGGGCUCCUGUUCUGAGUCUUCUCCUGCUCCUAGUGUCAGUUUGCCCUCAAACCUUUUACUGACCUCCUCAAACUCCUCAAAAAGGGGCACAGAGAGGAAAAACCUCACGCUGCUGAAGUCCGGAGAGGCCAAACGUGAGAACAUGGAGUCCAGAGGAAGCUCCGUCACCCCGGAAACGUCCCCUGACAGUCCUCCUGCCGAAACACAUCGCAGUAAAAUGCAAAGAAGUCCCGUAAAGAAGAGAACUCACCACUGCUCAGAGUGCGGAAAGAGUUUUAUUCAGCGCUGCCACCUGCAGCAGCACCAGCGCAUUCACACCGGAGAGAAGCCGUAUCAGUGCUUGGAGUGCGGGAGGAGCUUUAUUCAGCUGGUCAGUCUCCAGAGACACCAGCGCACUCACACGGAGGAUAAACCGCAUCAGUGCUCGGUCUGCGGGAAGAGCUUUACUCUACAGAGUCAACUCCAACUUCACCAGCGCGUUCACACCGGAGAGAAACCGUAUUACUGCUCCGAAUGUGGGCGGAGCUUUAACACUCAGAACAGUCUCCAUCGACACCAGAGAAUCCACACCGGAGAAAAGCCAUAUCAGUGCUCAGAGUGUGGGCGGAGCUUCAGAAACAGAGGAACCCUCCAGUCACACCAGCGCACUCACACUGGAGAGAAGCCGUAUCAGUGCUCGGAGUGCGGGAGGAGCUUCAUUCAGAAGAGCAUCCUCAAAACACACCGCCGCACUCACACCGGAGAGAAGCCGUACGACUGCUCGGAGUGCGGGAUUAGCUUCGGUGACAGGAGUACCCUCCAGAGACACCAGCAGAUCCACACAGGAGAGAAACCGUAUUACUGCGCAGAGUGUGGGUGGAGCUUCAGACAUCUGACUUCUUUAAAGAAACACAAAAAACUUCACACUGCUGAAAUAGCUCACCCCUGCUUAGAGUGCGGGAAGAGUUUUACUCGACUGAGUUAUCUCCGAAUACACCAGCGCAUUCACACCGGAGAGAGACCGUAUCAGUGUUCGGAGUGCGGGAAGAGCUUUCGUGACCGCGGUGAUCUCAGGACGCACCUCCGGAUUCACACCGGAGAGAAACCGUAUCACUGCUCGGAGUGCGGGAAGAGAUUCGCUCAGCUGGGUCACCUCCAAACACACCAGCGCAUCCACACCGGAGAGAAACCGUACCACUGCCUGGAGUGCGGGAAGGGUUUUAUCGUGCAGAGCAGUCUGCAGCUACACCAGCGCACUCACACCGGAGAGAAACCGUAUCACUGUUUGGAGUGCGGAGAAAGUUUUAACCGACAGAGCCAUCUCCAACGACACCAGCGCAUCCACACCGGAGAGAAGCCGUUUGACUGCUCAGAGUGCGGGAAGGGCUUCAGAGACAGAGACACCCUCCAAAAACACCAGCGCAUCCACACCGGAGAGAAGCCAUAUUACUGCUCCGUGUGUGGGCGGAGCUUUAACCAACAGAACCAUCUUCGAAUACACCACCGCAUUCACACCGGAGAGAGACCGUAUCAGUGCUCAUUCUGUGAGAAGAGAUUUAGUGACCGGAGCACCCUCCAAAAACACCAGCGCAUCCACACCGGAGAGAAACCAUAUUUCUGCGCGGAGUGUGGGCGGAGCUUCAGACAUUCAAAAACUUUAAAGACACACAAGUGCAUUAAGAGCGAGUUCGACACUCAUGAAGUGACCGUGUUAGAGGUGGUGAUUUGAUUAUCAUUGUUAUUUUUAGGUUAAUUGUAACCUGCGUUUAGGCGCAACCAUCUAAGCGUUGGCCCUGUCAUCAGGAGAUCAUCAGGAGGUCGCGAGUUCGAUCCCCCGGUGAUGCUACGGCCGUCCGUGGUCGGGAGUCCAGGAGAGUUGUCCUCGCUCUCUCUGUGUGGUCAGGAUGGCCCCCAGUGUCCCCCCCAUCGCUCAGUGCGGUGCUAGCCAGUGCAGGUUAGCUGAUGUAAUAGAACAGGUGGUUAGUGUUCUCCUCCAAGCGCAUUCAGCUGUUCAAUGACACUGUGUGAGCGGCAGUUUGAAAAGAUGCGAUGGAGCUUCACAGGUCUCCUAGAGCUGGGGCUAUCGUGUGAUUGGGGUAGUCAGAACUAGGAGUGGAACUGGAAAUAACUAAAUUGGGAAGAAAAAAAAAUCAACUAAAAAAAAAAAGGUAACAAUUUUGCAGUGUAAAUAUCUUUUGUGUGAUUUGUACAUCUGCAUGACAAUUGUGAUUAUACAU
Messenger RNA from Colossoma macropomum (tambaqui), 2464 nucleotides. RefSeq names its product gastrula zinc finger protein XlCGF26.1-like. The transcript is spliced from 4 exons. The record is from RefSeq and is a predicted model, not a curated record. NCBI's taxonomy places the organism in Eukaryota, Metazoa, Chordata, Actinopteri, Characiformes, Serrasalmidae. Bases 391 to 1956 code for a protein of 521 amino acids. Gene Ontology annotation, molecular function: DNA-binding transcription factor activity, RNA polymerase II-specific; RNA polymerase II cis-regulatory region sequence-specific DNA binding. Gene Ontology annotation, cellular component: nucleus. Gene Ontology annotation, biological process: regulation of transcription by RNA polymerase II.